Molecule: messenger RNA, 573 nt
Organism: Podospora anserina S mat+
Lineage: Eukaryota; Fungi; Ascomycota; Sordariomycetes; Sordariales; Podosporaceae
Exons: 1
Coding region: 1-573 (190 amino acids)
Source: RefSeq, a predicted model, not a curated record
AUGCUGACAGCAGACAGUGAUGCUGAGCUUGAAGAUAUCUUCCUCACCAACGUUUUUGCCCCCAUUCGUCUCGCGCGUACAGUGCUCCCCCACAUGCGGCGUACAGGGGCUGGUGUCAUCUUCAACGUGGCCGGAAUCGGCGGAUUCAGUGGCAGUCCAAAUGCAGGAGCAUAUUGCUCUUCCAAAGCAGCAUUGGCUACGUUCACUGAGGCUCUGCAGAGAGAGACGGGCCCAUUGGGGAUUCGUGUGUGCCUAGUUCAGCUUGGACAUUUUAGAACUGCAUUCUUGAAAGCCGGACACAGGCUUCACACUGCGCUGCGCAUUGUUGACUACGACCCAGUGCUAGACCCACUGCGGAAGGCUUUCAACGGAUUGGACGGACACCAACCCGGUGACCCGGGGAAGGCCGCAAGAGCGUUGGUCCACAUUGCAAGCUUAGGUGCAGAUAGCAUUCCUACGCUGCUCGCCCUGGGGUCCGACGUAGUUCCUGCGGAGUUGAGUGCCCACGAAGCCAAACGACAAGCAUUCUUGGCACACGAUACAUGGACCAACAGCAUGGGGUUUGACGCGUGA